Molecule: messenger RNA, 1089 nt
Organism: Prunus dulcis (almond)
Lineage: Eukaryota; Viridiplantae; Streptophyta; Magnoliopsida; Rosales; Rosaceae
Exons: 3
Coding region: 1-1089 (362 amino acids)
Source: RefSeq, a predicted model, not a curated record
AUGGGGACCACUUCGGGUUUAGGCUUACAAUCCACCGCCGAAUCAGACUCUGAGUAUGUCCCUUCCAAUAUCGACGAGCCUACCUACCGUUCGGCAACGCCAACGAGGUACUCGGAGGCCAGGCUGACGGACCGUCUGUAUUCUGCCGAUGAUUUGUACACGAUUCGGCAAAGAGAAGAUGAGCCCUUGGGAGAAUAUGCUGCACGCUUCAGUCACGAGUACUCGAGGUGUCCGAAAACGGACGACAAAGCAGCCUAUGGCGCCUUCAAGAGUGGCCUUUGGUCCUCACACUUUCAGUACCUCAUGCACCAUAGCAACUGGGGCACUUAUGAUGAGCUGAUAAAGCAAGCGGCAAUUCAUGCUAAGGCCGAAUAUUUUAACUCAAAGUCCGGGCCUUCGGCUCGACAGGAAGAACCGGCGUUGAAGAGUUACCCCGGGCAAGAAUCUCCAUACGCCCCUAGAAGAGCUGGUGAAUCCUCGGCAAGGCACAAACAGAAAGAUGACCGAGACACUCGGCAGGGGCACUCAAAGAAAGAAAAAGGAAAAUACGAUCGCAACGACCACCGAGCGCCCUUACCGAAUUACGACCACGGUCAGGAAGUAUUCAACAUGCUGAAUACCACCUACGAGGCCAUUUUGAUGAACGAAAACGAGAUAAUACCCAAGCCGAACCAUCAAAAGCCCAAUCGGCAGGACAAUCAGCAUACUGGCAAAUUCUGUCGAUACCACCAGCAUAACAGUCAUAACACUGAGGAGUGCAUACGCCUGAGGAAAAUCAUCGAAUGUUUAAUUCGGGAAGGGAAGCUGGAUCAGUACAUCGCCAGAUCACCGCAGGCACCGGUCCUGAACCAGAAUUCGCAUAUUAAUAUGAUCAGCACCAUCAGUGGAGGUCCCACGCUGGCGGGGUGGGAACCCAUCACAUUUUGUGAAGACGAUGAAGAAGGGAUCAUUUACCCUCAUGAUGACCCGAUGAUUAUUCGAGCUGAAAUCGCUGACUACGAUAUAGGACGGGUACUGAUCGACACUGGAAGUUCGGUAAAUGUAAUUUUUGCCGAUACUUUCAGAGGAAUGGGAAUAGCCGAUAGCUAA